Molecule: messenger RNA, 12949 nt
Organism: Artibeus jamaicensis (Jamaican fruit-eating bat)
Lineage: Eukaryota; Metazoa; Chordata; Mammalia; Chiroptera; Phyllostomidae
Gene: DENND1A
Product: DENN domain containing 1A
Exons: 22
Coding region: 240-1895 (551 amino acids)
Biological process (GO): endocytosis; endocytic recycling
Cellular component (GO): cytosol; clathrin-coated vesicle
Molecular function (GO): guanyl-nucleotide exchange factor activity; phosphatidylinositol phosphate binding
Source: RefSeq, a predicted model, not a curated record
GCGGCGCGCGCCGGGCACGCGCGCCGGCAACCAUGGCGUUCGCCGGGAUGGCCCUAGUACAUUAACCCCGGGAGGCGGCUGCGGCGACGAGGGAGCUAGCCUGGAGCUGGCGGGCCCAGCCUGAGGGAAGGGAGGAAGGGGCGGGGAGAGCGCCGGAGGGAGGCCGGUCGGCCGCGGGCGGGCGGGCAGGCAGCGCAGCGCCGAGCGGGGCCGCGGGCCCAUGAGGAGGCCCGGGGACCAUGGGCUCCAGGAUCAAGCAAAACCCAGAGACCACAUUUGAAGUAUAUGUUGAAGUGGCCUAUCCUAGGAUAGUCGGUCGCACUCUUUCAGAUCCUGAGGUGCAGAGGCAAUUCCCAGAGGACUACAGUGACCAGGAAGUUCUACAGACUUUGACCAAGUUUUGUUUCCCCUUCUAUGUGGACAGCCUCACAGUUAGCCAAGUUGGCCAGAACUUCACGUUCGUGCUCACUGACAUUGACAGCAAACAGAGAUUCGGGUUCUGCCGCUUAUCUUCAGGAGCUAAGAGCUGCUUCUGUAUCUUAAGCUAUCUCCCGUGGUUCGAAGUAUUUUAUAAACUACUUAACAUCUUGGCAGAUUACACGACAAAAGGACAGGAGAGUCAGUGGAAUGAGCUUCUCGAAACUCUGUACAGACUUCCCAUCCCUGACCCAGGAGUGUCUGUUCAUCUCAGCGUGCAUUCUUACUUUACUGUGCCCGAUACCAGAGAACUUCCCAGCAUACCUGAGAAUAGAAAUCUGACAGAAUAUUUUGUGGCUGUGGAUGUGAACAACAUGUUACAUCUGUACGCCAGUAUGCUCUACGAACGCCGGAUACUCAUCAUUUGCAGCAAACUCAGCACUCUGACCGCCUGCAUCCACGGGUCCGCCUCCAUGCUCUACCCCAUGUUCUGGCAGCACGUGUACAUCCCCGUCCUGCCGCCACACCUGCUGGACUACUGCUGUGCUCCCAUGCCCUACCUCAUAGGAAUCCACUUGAGUUUAAUGGAGAAAGUCAGAAACAUGGCCCUGGAUGAUGUUGUAAUCCUUAACGUGGACACCAACACCCUGGAGACCCCCUUUGAUGACCUCCAGAGCCUCCCGAAUGACGUGAUCUCUUCACUGAAGAGCCGGCUGAAGAAGGUCUCCACCACCACGGGCGAUGGUGUGGCCAGAGCCUUCCUUAAGGCCCAGGCUGCUUUCUUUGGCAGCUACCGAAAUGCUCUGAAGAUUGAGCCAGGGGAGCCAAUCACCUUCUGUGAGGAAGCCUUCGUGUCCCACUAUCGCUCUGGAGCCAUGAGGCAGUUUCUGCAGAAUGCCACACAGCUGCAGCUCUUCAAACAGUUUAUUGAUGGUAGAUUAGACCUUCUCAAUUCUGGUGAAGGUUUCAGUGAUGUUUUUGAAGAGGAGAUCAACAUGGGCGAGUAUGCUGGCAGUGAUAAACUGUACCACCAGUGGCUCUCCACAGUCCGGAAAGGAAGUGGAGCAAUUCUGAAUACCGUGAAGACGAAAGCAAACCCAGCCAUGAAGACUGUCUAUAAGUUUGCAAAAGAUCAUGCAAAAAUGGGAAUAAAAGAGGUGAAAAACCGCUUGAAGCAAAAGGACAUCGCAGAGAAUGGCUGUGUCCCCACCUUCGAAGAGCAGCUACCAAAGAUUGCACCGUCCCCCCUGGUGGAGGCCAAGGACCCUAAGCUCCGGGAAGACCGAAGGCCAAUCACAGUCCACUUUGGACAGCCACAAAGACUCCUCCGUCCUACUCGCCCGCCGCCUCCCAAGAUACAGCGCUCGAGGCCCGUGCGCCCUCCCCGUCCACAUGUCGCUAAGAGACCGAAGAGCAACAUCACGGUGGAAGGCCGGAGGACAUCUGUCUCGAGCCCUGAGCAGGCCACGGACCUGUAGACAUUGCAUUGCAAACCCAGACAGACUAUCCCUGCGCCACACAGAACAACUCCGGACCAAUAUCACUGUACACUCUGCAGAGGAGCAUUACCCGUUCUGGGGCCAGGUUCCCAGUUAGAGGUUGGGCUUCCCAACUGUGUCUGUUUUCACUGUUGCUCUUCCAGCCUGGUGACGGGGAGUCUUCUAGGCCAUGCCUGGGAGCCAGUGGCUGGUAAUGCGGUCUUCCUCGUUGUGACUGGAAGUGCAUGGGCAUCGCGGUUCGUUUCUUUUACAGUGCGCCUUGUUUCAGAUUUGUUAGGAAAUGUGUGGGAUCAAAACGAGCUGCUGGGAGCCUGGGGGCUUUGGCACACUGGCAGUGGUGGAAGACAAACGAUGGGUUCUCUGUGACCGCGUAUCCCAGGUCAGGAGGACAUCAAUCCGAGUUUCCGCUCACAUUUCUUUCAUGGCGGGGGGCUGGGCUGCUCUCCCAUUGUGCCAGUGACGUUUCUGGUCCAACCUGGGUGUUCUCCUGCAUCUCUGCCUGCACUCCCCCCACCAUGUUGCCAUCCUCUGCCAUCCACACGCCACGUCACAACAGCACUCGGUGUGUUUGUCUCAGCUGUCAUCGGCUCCAGCUGGCAGUACCAAGUUCUUGAAACACAGGAAGCAUCCAGCGGAAAAUAUUUUAAUAAAACAGACUCCUCAUAAAAUAUUGUUCUGGGGAGGAAAGAAGCCAUCUCCCCCGAUCUGUCAGCAUCGUGUUGGGAGACACGGGAAGACAGGCUGGUGGGCAAAAGCCAGACCCUCUGGGGCCUCCGCUGCAGGUGGUUCCCUUUGGGCCCGCGGGUCAGUGCCUGGCCCUUUAAUCUGGCUUGGACUUCCCGGAACCACAGAUUGUUGUCUCCACUGGGAACAUCUAAGUGCAUCAGAAAUGUAGAGGAUUUGGGUGACAGAAGAGAUGCAAGAUUUUUGAAGUGGAGGAAGGGACUCAGUCCUCCUGACUUCUUGUCCCAACUCUCACUUCCAAGUAGCCCAUUAAAUAAUCACUGUUGUGGACAGCAAGACGGAGCUGAUGAAGAAGACGGCCUCCACAGCAGCCAGCAGCAGGCUGCUCAGCGUCUGGAGUUCACCGAGGCCUGGAGGGUCGGCCACCAGCGCUCUGGCCAGUUCAUCUGCUGUAGUCCGUUUCUUCCCUCCAGAUGAUGUCCGUCGGUCUUCUCUGAACCCAUUCAUAGCUACUAGAUGUGAGAUACAUAAGGUUUUGAAAAGAAACUUUUAAAGGGAAUCCCUGUGCUGACUCUCAUUGACUUGAAUUUUCCCAAAAUGAAAUUUUCUCCUAUGUCAGAUUUUCUUCCUGAAUCAACGGUAGGUGUCCUAACUCCAUAAAACCAUUUGAUGGCAAUUAGAAGAAUAUUUUGGAAAGACUUCUGGCAAAAGCAUUCCCUCUGUUUUUCAGUUAACACUAGCUAAUUAAUAUUCAGUGAUGAUUUCUCCUCAAGAACUGUUAGCUGCUUCCAUUAUUAUUCAGAACAGGGCUGGUGGAGGGCCCAGAGUACUCCUUGGGGAGAAGCUGGUGUUAGGAGGGAUCGGGCAGCAUGGGCUGGGGGUCAGAGGCCAGCCGCCAGCAAGUACAGUCAGCACCUCUCGUGUUCUGGGCCCUCUGAGGCUGGUGCUCCUUUCUCCUUCCACGAAUGGAACUCGGGCUCAGAAAACGUGUCUGACCCAGGCCCCAGGGUCAUCCAGUGCGAAAGUGGCGAGGCCAGGGUGCCCGAUGCUGCUUGCUGUCAUUCUCUCCGUUACACUUUGCUGCCCCUGGGGGUCCUUUGUCAGUCUGGCUUUGCCUAGACAGCUCCAGAUCCUCAGGUGACUUGUUCUGACGCCACCCUUCCGCUGUGGUCCCCUGGAGUUGGGAACUGGAGCUGCUCAGUGGGCUUCCUGCCAAGGAGCCAGUGUUCACUGUUGCUUGAGUGUUUCUACCUGGGAAAGGAGAGAGAAGCGACAUUUACUGAAUGGCACUUAAUAUUGUAAAAGGAGUGGGGUUGUUUUCCCCUUUAACAGAUGGGGAAACUGAGGCUGAGAGAGAGACGUUCAGUAACUUGCUCAAGGUCUCAGGGCUAGAAAAUGGUGGGAUCAGCUGUCUGAGGUCACAGGCCUCACCCUUUCUUCUGCACCAUGCAGGCCUUUUGUUACAAACCUAGUUAUGACUGGGCUGCUCUGAGUGGCAAGGACAGUGGUGGCCACAGGGGACACCACGCGGUUCAUGGCUCCCCACCUGUUAGAGCUGGGCCUUGGGGGUUUCAGCCACAGUGUGCCUGGCUGCCAGACCCCAGCUGACUCCCCUUGGCUGGUCAGGUACAGGGAUUUCCCACAGAACGGAAGCUCAGAAGGAGCUGGAAGGAGGCUCCAAAAGGCAGCGCUGUGCUCAGUUCCAUCCAUUCCUGAUGCCACACACAGAUGCCAGAUGCAGGGAGUGCCCUGCUGGUCCCCAGGUGCCUCUCUCAGCAGGGCUCCUCUCCUUUGUUCACCGUGGUAGGGGACAGGGCAGCAGCCCUUGCGGUCUUGCCGGAGGAACAGAAGGCGGUGGUAACGUGCAGGCUUCACCUGACUGAGUCUUCACAACAGCCCAGAAGGGUCAGGCCAUCUCCCAGGUCGUAAUGGUUAAGGAGCCUGCGGUCUGCCUACAUGGGAUGGAGAGGCAGGCACCCAGUUCCGACCAGUGGCAGGGCCUGAGUGCCUUCGUCCCAGUCACGCAAGUCGUGACUGUGCCGGCUGCCUGCUGGCUGUUUGAAGUUUCAUUGUACUGAGUAGGAACAGUCCAGGUUCAGCCGUCAGAGGCCCACAGGCCAUUGCCCUACUUCCUAUCCAGCCAGAUCCACACAAAAUCUGCUCUUUUCAGAUCAUUUUGUUUGUUCGUAAAAAAUGACCCAGUGGCCUUACAGACGAUCUGAACGUUGGGGAGGGACGAUUCCUUUCUGAAUCCCACUACGUAGCUAUUUACUAGCUUCCCUGCAGGUUUCCCUGGUCGUCUUCCUGCGCCUGAGUGCAGACCCGCCCCUUCCUUGAAGCAGCCUGUCCCGGGGACCAGCCCGUGUCCUCGGAGCCCCCGCCCUCGGUGACUGCGGGAGAUCCCGCCACGUGUGCUCGCGUCACCACGCCCCUCAUACUGAGUCUGCAGAUGGUUCCCAUUUUCCCCAAUACAAAAAAUGCCAGUGACCCAUUUUCUCACUUUAUAUCGUUAUAAGAAACAGAAUGGCCCUGGCUGGUGUGGCUCAGUGGAUUGAGUGCUGGCCUGCAAACCAAAGGGUCUCCAGUUCAAUUCCUGGUCCGGGCACAUGCCCGGGUUGCAGGCCAGGUCCCCAGUUGGCAGUGUGUGGGAGGCAACUGAUGAGAUAUUUCUUUCCCUUUCUUUCUCCCUCUUUUCCCCCCUCUCUAAAAAUAAAUAGAUAAAAUCUGUAAAAGAAGAAAAAAAGAAACGAUGAACAGCUACUGUUAACUGAGAAGUACAUGUAAGCACGUUACAUCCACCGUUUCACUGAAUUCCCAUGAGAACUCUCAGGGGGGUGGGUAUCAUUAGCUCUGUUUUGUAGGAGCAGCUGAGACCUGAGAGGUUGUCACUGCCUUUGGUAGUAACACUGCGAGUCGGUGGCAAAGCCGAGCUUUAAAUAUGUCUAAUGGCAGGGUCUGUACCCAGUAAUAGAGGCAGAUUUCUGCUCCGUGUUUUUAAAUAACUUUGUAAGAGACUUGUACCACUUGAUGCUCCCACCCAAACAGCAGGAUCCCUGGGAAUCUGGACCUGAGGGACCUGGGGAAGCAUGUGGCCGGGGUUAGAAAUCCUUCUGGCCAAGGAGAAAUUCUGUAAGUUGUGCUGGCUGGGCAGACAGUCUGUCUACCAAAGGGCCAGCCCCCGCUGCUUAAGAACUGGGGAGUCUGGUCAUCUGGAUUGCAGUACGUGACCCCAGCACCCAAAGCCCCAGAAGAUUGAAAUAAGAUCAGAGGAGCCGCCCGAAGCAUUCAGUGAGCACUCUGGCCAAGGACUGGGUCUCAGGACACUUGGUAGUUGUAUCUGCUCAGGCCAGUUGCACAGAUGCUCUGGACAAGGAGGGGGUGACAUAUGCUGUUCCAGCCCAGUCUCCUUGAGACCUGGGCUCAGCACAGCCUCAGCGGUGGGUCACAGCCAGCCUACCUGACCCACAGUUUGGCCUGGGGUAUGGUCAGUGAGCUCUGCUCAGGUGGAGGCCCGAGUGCUCGAGGGGGCAUUGGCAUCUGCCAGACCUGGGCCAGGCCCUAGGCAAGUCUCUUUGCCUUCUGUUUGUGUGUGAGUAUGUGUGAUUCAAUUUUUAGAGAGGGAAGGGAGGGAGAGAGGGAGAGAAACAUCAGUGUGUGGCUGCCUCUCGUACACCCCCUAAUGUGGACCUAGCCCACAGCCCUAAUGGGGAGGCAUGUGCCCUGACUGGGAAUCAAACCAGAGACCCUUUGAUCUGCAGGCUGGCACUCAAUCCACUGAGCCACACCAACCAGGGGUGCCCUCUCUUUCUAAACAUCCCAAAGAGCACAACUGCCCCCAAAGCCACACUAGCAUCCUAAGUUAGCCAGUCUCCCCUCCUGCCAUCUGCAGCCACUGCUGCAGCCUCAACUCCCCGGACCCCUCGCCCUGCCCACACCCACAGUUCCCUGGGCUCCUCCUGACGUGGCAUGGACCUGCAGUGUGACAGUGCUUACCUCACGUGUAGAGCUCUGUGUCCUUCAGCUCCUGGGCCAGAGCCUAGCCCAGGCCUCUGCUCAGGGGUGUUUAAUGAACAAAGGAACCACUGAAGACAGGUUGGAGAUUACUGCCCAGCACCCUGGGAGGUGGGGGAGGGAUAUCAGUCAACAACCACAUAUGUGUGAAGAGCACCUACUAUGUGCCAGGUGUGAAUAUGAAGCUACCAGUACCUCCUCUGUGCUGACCCUCUAAAAGCCAAAACUGCCAUCUGCCCCAGGAGCAAGUCUUUAAGAUACCAGCUGGGUCCUGGGCCCCAGGGGGCAGGGGCGGCUGUCUGGGUACUACCCAGUAACAGGCUGCCAAGGCCCACUCUCUAAGUGUCCAGGAGUCCAAACACUGAGCCACAGACCCAAUUAGCAAGGCCAGAGGCUCCUACCCUGAGUCCGGCCUCCUCCCCCUGCCACAGCAGGUCUGGACCCUGAGGACAAAGCUGAGCCAGAAGCCAGACAUGGAGGCUAAGCCCGGACUGGAAAGGCAGGAGCUACCGAGGAGCCCAGGGGUGCGCGGGGAAGGACCUGUCCCAGGAGCCGUCACAAUCGGGAGGGUUUGCUCCAGCUGAAAAACCAAGCCCUCAGGAUGCCCCAGGAAAAGGUGCCCCACCCUCAGGAUGUUACUGAUUAUCAGAGACGCUAUGUCACCUUUUCUCAAAUGCCCGUUUGGAGCCCAGAAGGUGCACACUGUGUCGUUUUGCUUGAUCUCCCUGCUCCCCUGCAAGGCCACUGCUUCCUCCCCUGAUGCGCUGCUCUACCCCACCUCCACCACUGCUGCCAGAAAAGACUCAGGCUCUCAGCAGACAGAGGGCAGGCAGAGGCUGUCUUCAGAGAGAGGAAGAGUUCUUCGUAGUUUUUUUCCAGGUAGGGAGAAUGCCCUGAGGUGUCCCCAUCCCACCUUCCCUCCACCGAAGAGCCUGAAGUGUGGGAAAGUCGGGCAAAGCCCACACGCCCUGUGCUUGGGCCUCUCUGCUUCUGUGGGUGUCCACCAUUGGCCUGGGGAGGACUUCUCAGGGCAUCUGGGCCAUGGGUGUGGACAUGUGAAAUUGACACUAGUGAUUUUGUUAAAAGAAGGAAUGAAUGAACAUACAAGUUGAUAAAUAAGGGAAUGGGUAAAUGAAGGUCAUCAAGGCAAAGGGCUCUGCUAACCCAAUGGAGAGGAGAUCGGGGCCCAGCCAGGAAGGCCUCUCUACUGCCUGCCCAGCCCUCACAUCACCCCUAGUCUUGCAUGUGACUGAGUCUUCCUGCAGGUUCAAGGCCCUGCACCACCUGGUCUCAUCCAAUCCCACCCCCUGACCCUGAGCUCCCUGUGCCCACUUCUCCACAGAGACUUCUGGGCCAUCGUGCAGGUACUGCCCUCUGGCAGAGCAGACCCCCAGUGCGGGUGGAAGGACCAAGUGUGACACCGGGUCUUCUGACAGGAAGACACCCUCUCACUGGUGAUCACAACUUAUUACAGCAGUGAUUCUCGCAUCAUUGUUUCCAAGUAGGUGUUCACAGACAGCUGAGUGCACGGCCCUGGGUCAUACCAGGAAUAGGUGCAGCACAGUUCCGGAGCUCCCUCUGUGGGUCCUGUACUGUGCUGGUUUUCCCCAGAGACCCUCAGGCUGUCUUCAGAGCCCUUACCUACUUUGUUGGCCUGUGUCCUGGUGACGGAGGGAGGGUACGGCAGGGUCCUGUCUGAUGACUGAUGUGCUCCGCUAGGCCCAGCUGGGACCAGUAACCUUAACUGGGAAAGCCUUUGAAGGCAGGGGCCACCCUAUUUGUCCUUGAACACCUAGGCACGACCCUGCACAGUCUGUGCAGUCUGGAAGCCACGUAAUCAGGGGUCACCAGAGUGGCCACAACGUUUAUAAAGCAAAGAUCCUUUGUGCUAAGGAGAAACGAUCCUUUAGAAAAUGAUCACCAGCUCCCUUCGUUACCUCCGAGACCAAGUCCUGGUUUUUUUCCCCUUCUUUAUCUCAAGUACAUUUAAAUGUCAAUUAAAUUUGAAAUAUCUACAUUUGUCAGCAUUUCAUUCUGGGCCAGCGUGAUAUGCUGCUGGUUUGUCCACGCAAUGUGACACAUGAAAAAAACCCUCGAGAUGCAGAUCUUCCUCAUUAAAAACUAAGCCCAUGCGAUCCCGGCACGGCAGAGAGCCACAGAGCACGUCCCUGCUUCCUGACGCCGUGUCUCUGACAUGGUAUUUAAAAAGGAACAGCCGCGCCUGUCACCACUGUCACACGCGGGCGCUAACCGGCGACACGUUAAACCAAACAUUAGAAGGGGUUCGGGAUGUCAUCUGCAUGGGACCAUGCGCCGAGAUGAGGUGGGCAGGGGCGGGAGCAGCCGUGGGGGAUGACGGGUCUGAACGGUGAUGGACAGCAGGCCUUUCUUGCUCGCCAGACCCCGGCAGCCCUCACCGGGUAACCAAGUUUGCCACGACCUGCCUCCUUGCAGACAGCAAUUUGUGUAGAAUAAAAUCCAGGCGAGUGGUGGGUGGCAGACUGCAGGGUAGUAGCUGAAUUGGGUUAAUGAGGGAAGAGGUACUUUUUUUUUUUUUCAUAUUCUGCCUUAAGCUAAUAAAAAAUUUAAACCUGGACGUUUUCGACGGUUCAUCCUUUAUCUCUGACAAAUAUCUGACUGUCUGUUUCAGGGGAGAACAUGAACAGCUGAAUUUAAAUAGGUUUAUUUUGAAAUCCCACCUUUUAUUUCAGUGGAAAGGGAAGGACCCUACCCCUUAUUCCACUGUUUCAGAUCCACAAAACGGAAGAGGCAGGAUCACGAAGGGGCUUAGAGUCAGGGGAAUGAAGGUUCCCGGGUCUUCUCUGGCUGCUGCGUGACACUGGGGAAGAGGCACCCUCUCUCUGAGCCUUGGCCUCUGUGUCUGCAAAAGGGAGAGGUGACAGGAGUCAGUGGGAAGCUGUCCCAGCAGCAUUCAGCUCAACACAUGUAAAGCAACCCCAGUGUCCUCCGCGCCGUCCCUGUGGCCCGAGCCUGGGCCUGACAAAGCUCUCAUCUGAUCAGAGCACACGGCAAAGUUCUCGUCCGGGUUCUCUGUCCAUCGAGAGGUAGAUGGGAGACCCCCAGGGCCCCUUGUUGAAGAAGCCACUGCCCAGUGAGCUGGCCUGGCCAAGAGAGCCGACUGGAGAGGGAGCUGGACAGCAGUGCUCCCCCCACCCCUCCAGCUCACCACAGCGGCUGCCAGUGUAGGGGGCACUGGGUUUUCACAGUGUGGUGAGCUGAUGAAGUCCAGGUCCAGUCCAGCACAAAGGCUCUUUGCUCUCACACAGUCUGUGAUCUGUGCUUUCUUGUCACAGCGGGGAGGGGGCCGUGCUGGGAUGAGUGCUGGGAAGGCACCCACGAUGGAUCUGAGGGCCUCCCAAGAGCCUUGCUCAGCUUGUCCCAGGCAGGGGUGCAGGUCCCCCUCAUACUCGUCCACCACCAGCCUGGGUCACAGGAAAGCAAGGACCCUGGGCUGGAGUCACUGCUCACCUCUUCCUGGCUGGGUCACUUGGUGCCUCUGUCCCCUCUGCCAGUGGCUCCCACUGCUCAGCUGGCACUGGAUGUGCCCACAGCAAGCCCCCAGGAAGUGCCUCUUGGUUGGGUGUAGGGAUGAACAGGUAGACUAGUGGCAGUCUCAUCCCCUAUAAAAUUGGUGUAUUGAGACCUUCCUGCCAGGCUGUUGGGAGGGGUAGAGAUACACUGCGCAAAACCUUGAUACAGCGCCUACCUGUGGAUGUUACGCAAAAUGUUUUUCUGAGACUCCCACCUGCCCCACACCCCCAAAUGCAGUCCGAUUCUACCAGUCUCAGCAUGUGAAAGGAAGAUAAUGUUUAUUGAUUUUAGAGAGGGGGCAGGGAGAGAGGAACAGUGACUGGCUGCCUCCUGUACACGCCCCAACCAGGGAUCAAACUGAAACCAUUGGUGUGUGGAUGAUGCUUCAACCAUCUGAGCCACCCAGCCAGGGCAGAGAAGGGACACUUGUACACAGCAGCCACAAGCUGCCCAGUGAGCCCGGUCCAGCCAGGAGAGCCGGCCAGAGAGGGAGCUGGACAGCAGGGCUCCCCCCACCCCUCCAGCUCACCGCAGCGCCAGCCCACUCUGUGACUGCCGGUGCGGAAGGGGUGCCUGCUGUGUUGGGGCUCUGGGAAGACAGUGAAAUGGGGCAGCGCCUUGUCCCCCUGGCACGCCGGCUUCCAUCCACUCAGUCGGCAGACUCACUAUGCUGAUGCUGUGCCCAGGCCCUGCCUGUGAGCUCAGCUCGGAAACAGACCUGUAGGAGGUCAGAUGGCAGCAGUGAAGUGGUGAAGCACCAGGGGAAGCCGACCAUCCAGGGACAAAGCUCCAGCUGGGAACUCCAGGAAGGCUUUCUCAGUGCUGUCUGGGCUGAGCCUUCUAGACCAAAGUGCAGUCAGAGGGCCAGGCAGACACCAGGCAGGUGGUGUGUGGGGCAGCCCAGCGUCUGCCCUGCCUGGAGCUCGGACUUGGGGCUUUUCAGCCUUCAGCCCCGCCCACCCAGGCUAUCAUUCUGCAAACGGCAGAACAUUAUUGUUCCUAACACUUCGCUCACUGGGUUUACCCACCACACUACUGAUUGCCAAGAAAGUGCAGUGUGGAGCAGCAGGUUCACAGGUGUUAAGCAGGAGAGUGUCAGGGUCGGGUUUGUGACUCAGAACAGGAUUCCGGCAGCUGUGUGGGGAGCGGACCUUCCACUCUGCGCCUUGUUUUAUGUCCUGGUGGAAGUGGGGGAGCCAGGCAGCCUUGUCCUGAGGCAGCUGAGGCACAUUUCUGCAAAUGAAGUCUCCCUGCCCUCCUGAGUCCAGAGGAAAACGCCCCACCUCGGCGACCUGGAAGAAGAAAGGAGCUCUGUGACCUGCCACCUCCCUGUGAGUGACCCUGGGCAAGUGGCAUUCUCUCUCUGUGCCUUGUUCACCUCCCACUUCAGGAGAAGGGAAAUCUCUGCCUGGCUCACUUGCGGGGAGGAUGCGAGGGAACUGGGGGGCUCGGGUGCAGACGCGCCAGGCGCUGUGCAGCCGGGGAGCCAGCUCUGGUGCCGCUUUGGAGAAGAGCAUGUUCUCGGGCGAGAGCUGGCGUAGCAGCCGGGACGGGUCACACCCACUCUCCCAGUCCCCUGGGGGCAGCUGCUGUUCCUCACUUACCCUCCAGUCGGGGUUCCCGUGCAUGUUUUUAGACAUGCUGCUUUUUCCUGCCGGUGAGGGCGAACCCUGAAUGGAAUUGUAUCAUAUAAAGCAAAGAAAGGAGACUGUUGUGGCUGGGGGUGGGGGAUAGGAGAGGGCCCCCCCUCAGACAACCCAGUGUCUCCUACCGCCCUCUCCCCAAACUUCACCGUCCUCUCCAGGGAUUCUCGGCACGUGCCCACCUGCUCUGCAGGGCAGCCGCAUGGGCAGCCCGCUCACGGCCAGGGCCUCAGGCAUCGGCCGCAGGGCUGGGGUUUGAACCGAGGGCUGCCCGGUCCAGCUGCUCGGGCUAAGCACAGGCCUCUUGUGGGCCCUGAUCGGUGUAUAAUUCAUAGGAGCCGGCGUGGAGUUUCUCUGGGCUGUGUGUGUGUUUGUGUUUAUAGAGGUAGAGCUCACAGGUGGCUGACUAGCGAGAUGCAUUUUUUAUAACAAUGAAUAUUUAAUUUCCACAUCACAGAUGAAAAAACACUCUCUGAGGAAGCAUCUGAGGGAGACACCAGAGAGCGGCCACUCCUCAGAAAGGCCCUCUCGAAAGUGCUCGCCCCUGUGUCUCACUUUCUUCCCCGACUGCUCAGUUUUCCCCGGUUGCUGAAACAGAUGCGCGCCGGAGAAAACAGAGAAGACACAGGAGAGUGGAAGAGGCAGGGCGGACAUCACGCAUGCGCCGGCCCGCUGCGGCGGCCGGUUAGACGCACACCUUUCCAGCCUCUUGUCCGAGCGCCGUCCUCCGGCGGGCGAGAGCGAAUGCGCUGCACUCGCCUAGAAGUCUGCGUCCUGACUUGUAGGUUUUCCUUUAUAAACACUGUAGUUACUGGAAGGAUAAUGUUCAGCCAACAGUACAUGAUUCACUUCGCCAGCUUCCUUUUGCUGGAAAUUCGGGCAGUUCCAUGUUUAAUGUUAUAAACGUAGCAGUGGUAGACAUCUGUGUGCGCAGUGCUUGGCCGCGUUUGGGGCCAUCCAAGUGGAAGUGGGAUCGUCCCGUCCCAGAUGCCGGAUCGUGCGUUUAAGCCUGGUUUCCGUGUGGGACCAGCUUCCUUGCCUCGGGGCCUGUCGGCCUCUGGCGCCCUCCGGCCUCACCGCGGCCGCUCCCCCCACCCAGCCGCGUGGACUGUGGAGGCGCCGCCUAACUCUUCUCUUCUCUCU